GCGGAAAGAAAACUAAGGAAAUAAUUUAUUUCAAGGAUAAACAAUAAGUUAAGGCAAGACUGACUACUGGAACUCCAGCUUAAGCUCGGAACUUGGACUCGGAGUAGGCCAAUUAAGAACCACUACCACCACCACCAUCAUCACCAUUACCACUAGCGACAGCAGGUGUCCAACUGGCUAAAUCCAGUGACAAGUGGCAUCUUUUGCGGUCGCCCCGGAGGCCGGGUGUGGUCGGUCGUGCGUUAGAAACGGGAAAUCGGAAACAUGUUCUUCUUCAUCGGCUUCUUCUCCAGCUGCUCCAGUCCCAGCCGGCGGUGGCUCCGAUUGGCGGCCGUUAUUGGAUUGCUGCAUCUGCCGCAGUUUGUGUGUCAUGCUAGUUGGGCAACCAGAGCGAUCAACGACAACGACAACGACAGCAUCUCGAAAGCCGCCAGCACUGCGGCUUCACCGGGCAACGCCAUGCAGAUCCAGACACUCCAGGUGAACUGCAGCAGGGAUUUGCUGGAGAUGCAUCUGGAGUUGAGUCGCCCGUUUCGGGGUCUGCUGUAUGCCAAGGACUUCCUGGAGUGUCGUUCGCGGGGCCAGGACUCCACGCGCCUGCAGUUGCGCAUACCCACGUCGGGCUGUGGUGUGCGAGCGGAACCCUUGGAGGAUGGCAGUCUGGAGUAUACGGUGCGUGUGAUGCUCCAAAUGGAGCAGAAACUGCGACAGAGCACCGAUAUCCUGAGUUCAGUGCGCUGCCAAUUGCCAGCCAAUGCGAUGGGCAUGCCAGUGCCAGCUCUGCGUCCGGAAACGGGAAGGGAGAGGAAUGCCCGGAUGCGAGCCUUGGCAGCUGCCCACUCUCCCACGACCCAUCAUCAUCAACAGCAGCACAUGGAGACCCCACGCGUUCGCAUCUGGCUGGAGCUGGGCGGACCCAAUGGCUCCGGUUCUGUGGAGGUGGGUGUGGCCACCACUUUAACCGUACGAGCCAUUGUUCCCGGCACCAUCGGUGUGCGGGUGGUGGACUGUGCCGCCCUAGAUGGACUGGGCGAGUCCACACAGCAGCUUCUAGAUGCCCGUGGCUGUCCCAUCGAUGAGCAGGUAAUGCCCGCUCUGCACACCGAGCACCGGCCAGCGGAGGAGGGUUGGUCCAAGCAGCUCGAGGAAGACCUGGUGGAGCGAACAUUUGCGGCCACAUUUCCCGCCUUCAAGUUCCCGGACCGAGAGCGGCUCCAUGUUAGCUGCGGUGUGCAGCUUUGCAAGGGGAAGUGUCCGACACUAAAUUGUCGCCAGAAGACGCCACCAUCGCCACCAUUGCCGGAGCAGCACCUGGCACGCAUCGAGGUGUUCAAUUCGCUGGCCGUGACAGCUCCCCAAAUCGAGGUGGAUCGACUGCGGUAUGAUAGGCGCCACAACAUGAGCGGUGAGGACUAUGCACCGCAUGUUCGAGCCCAGACACUGCCCGGCGAGGGUACCCUAUGUCUGUCCAUCUCCAAGCUGGCCAUCUCGUUCUGUGUCCUGGGCCUAAUCUUCCUGGUGGCCGUUGUGGUGGCCAUCUUUUCGCUAAUACGAUCGCGACGCCGGGAACGUCGCCAUGGCGCCGGUGGAUUGAGUUUGGGUCUGGGCCUGGGACUGGGCAUUGCCGGAACGAGUGCGUCGAACAGCAGCAGCCGGUUGCAUCGGGAUCGGAAUGAGAUCUGCACCUCGAUGUUCUCCUCCAGCAGCGAGUCGGCUCAGUCGCAGCCACGUUUCGGUGGGAAAUUCCUGAUGCCUUAUUAUCCGAAUGCCCUGCCCUAUGGGCGGGUCUACUGAGCUCCAGAUUAUCCCAUAUACCCUAACCCAGAGACUGACGGAUUCGUCUAACGAGUGGCACCAAAUUAAGGUCUAACUUUAGCACGUUAACACUGCGAGUAUCUUACUUACUAUAUGUUAUUUACUAUAUUUACGGUCGGUCGGGGCCCGAAAGGCUCUUGAAAGCGUUUUCUCCUUCAUUCAUUGGGUCUAAAAUGCGUUUUAAUGUCCUUUCGCU
Messenger RNA from Drosophila serrata, 2011 nucleotides. RefSeq names its product cypher (gene cyr). NCBI's taxonomy places the organism in Eukaryota, Metazoa, Arthropoda, Insecta, Diptera, Drosophilidae. The record is from RefSeq and is a predicted model, not a curated record.